GCCCUCAAAUGCCACGCCAUUUCUCAAGUGUUUCCCUCUCAGAAAGAAUUUCACUGCCCACUUCCAUUUAUUAGAGGCAGAGGGGAUCGAGUUUGCAAGUGCUAUUCCAACGUAGAAAGCGGAGAAUUGAGAAUACAAAAGAACCCUAUUUUAGGCCCACUCGCUCCCUCUGUUUCUUUAAUACCCCCCUCUCUUCCUCUUCCUUUUUGGGUUUUAAGGAUGUGAAGUGGCUCUGCUUUUUUUUUUUUUGUUCUUGUGUUGGAAUUUCGGAAGGAAGGAACCGUCAAAGGUUUCCCUUCCAAAUUUUCUCACCAUUUCUCUCAUCCGGAUACCGGGCACCACUCAUCAAGUUUCGAAAAAUCUUCUCCUCUUCGAAAGGGCUUCUUAAAUCUCCUGGCCUGAGCGCUUAGCUAGUGAAGAGUAAUUGGUGUCAACCUCGGACGGGGUAUUGCUCUUAAAUAUUUCCUGGUAAUGGUUUGGUGAGAAGUCCUUUGCAUGUUGCUCCUUUGAGAAGAGACUCUUUUGUUGAUUGGAGAAAGUAAUUGCUGCUUAAAUGGCUAACGUUUGUUGGCCAUACUUUGAUCCUGAGUAUGAGAACUUGAGCACUAGGAUUAAUCCUCCAAGGGUAUCUGUAGACAACACUAGUUGCAAUGACAGUACUCUUGUUAAGGUUGACAGCAUGAACAAACCAGGAAUUCUCCUGGAAGUUGUGCAAGUCCUAACGGAUCUUGACCUCAUUAUCACCAAAGCUUACAUCUCCUCAGAUGGUGGUUGGUUCAUGGAUGUAUUUCAUGUCACUGACCAACAAGGAAAGAAGAUUACAGAUAUUAAAACCAUUGACUACAUAGAGAAGGCUCUAGGACCUAAAAGCCAAGAAGAAGUGUCUACUUGGGCAGACAAACGGGUUGGAGUGCACUCUGUUGGUGGGCACAUUGCCAUUGAACUCAUUGGCAAGGAUCGCCCUGGUCUUUUAUCUGAAAUCUCAGCCGUCCUUGCUAACCUUCACUUCAAUGUGGUUGCUGCUGAAGUUUGGACCCAUAAUAGGCGGAUAGCAUGUGUUGUCUAUGUCAACGAUGACACCACAUCUCGUGCUGUAGCUGACCCAACCAGAUUGUCUAUAAUGGAGGACCAGCUCAAGAACAUUCUACGCGGGUGUGAGAAUGAUGAGGCGGGUCGAACUAGUUUCUCCAUGGGGUUUACUCAUGUUGACCGUAGGCUGCACCAAAUGUUGUUUGCCGACAGGGAUUAUGAAGGUGGAAUAGUGGCUACUGAGGUUGAUUGUCCACCCUCCCUAAAGCCAAAGAUCACAGUUGAGCGUUGUGAGGAUAAAGGAUACUCUGUGGUCACUGUUAGAUGCAAAGACCGUGCCAAGUUGAUGUUUGACAUAGUGUGCACUCUCACAGAUAUGCAAUAUGUUGUUUUCCAUGCUACAAUCUCGUCUGAUGGCCCCCAUGCAUCACAGGAGUACUAUAUUCGUCACAUGGAUGGUUGCGUACUUGAUACCGAAGGAGAGAAGGAAAGAGUUAUCAAAUGCCUCGAAGCUGCGAUUAGAAGAAGAGUAAGCGAGGGUCUGAGCCUUGAGCUCUGUGCAAAGGAUAGAGUAGGCUUACUAUCUGAAGUUACAAGGAUUCUGCGAGAGAAUGGAUUAGCCGUAUCAAGAGCAGGAGUCAUGACGAUAGGAGAGCAAGCAACGAAUGUUUUCUAUGUAAGAGAUGCUUCUGGGAAUCCAGUGGAUACGAAGAUUAUCGAAGCACUUCGUAAAGAAAUCGGGCACACCAUGAUGCUUAAUGUGAAGAAAACACCUGCUAGUUCCAGAGAACCUGAAGCUAGAGGAUGGGCCAAAACAAGUUUCUUUUUCGGGAAUUUGCUGGAAAGGUUCUUGGCAUGAGAACAUUUCUGUAUUGCUGUCGCCGAAAUAAUGAACUGUACAGGACAAUAAACCUCUUCAUUACCAAAGCAUGAACUAUGGACAGGGCUUGCACUAGACUUUGUUCAAUAUUCAAAGAAUAAAUCUUGCAAGCUAAUGAAGUUCGAACCUUCAGUUG
This is a messenger RNA of Populus euphratica (Euphrates poplar), 2045 nucleotides long. RefSeq lists its product as uncharacterized. Bases 554 to 1888 code for a protein of 444 amino acids. NCBI's taxonomy places the organism in Eukaryota, Viridiplantae, Streptophyta, Magnoliopsida, Malpighiales, Salicaceae. The transcript is spliced from 11 exons. The record is from RefSeq and is a predicted model, not a curated record.